Messenger RNA from Oreochromis niloticus (Nile tilapia), 1898 nucleotides. RefSeq lists its product as uncharacterized. Lineage: Eukaryota; Metazoa; Chordata; Actinopteri; Cichliformes; Cichlidae. The record is from RefSeq and is a predicted model, not a curated record. Gene Ontology annotation, cellular component: cytoplasm. The transcript is spliced from 10 exons. Gene Ontology annotation, molecular function: glycosyltransferase activity. Bases 99 to 1601 code for a protein of 500 amino acids.
ACAUGUCAUAGAAAAUCCCUCACCUUACCCUGCUGUCAGGGUGAGAGCUUUCAAAGUACGCACAGUUACAUUUAUUUUUAAUUCUGAAUGGGUAAAUAAUGCUAUCGUAUGAGAUGAAAAACAAGAAAUUCUGCAUUGUGAAAGCAAAGGUUUCACCAUCUGGACUGAAAAGAAGCAUCUGCGCUAAAACAAGCAAUAUCUCUGCGAUGGGCCACAAUCAGAAGAUCAAAUGGUUAAUGUGCAUCGCUUCUGUCAUUACCUUCAUCUAUCUAUUAUAUUGCACCUACGAGACAGGCAAAACCUUCCACCAUUGGAUCAAAUACAAUGAAGCAAUAGCAAGUCCACCAAUCGUAUAUGAACUACAUGUGACUCCCAACAGUAGUCCAGAACAUGCUGUUCCUCUGGGACCAUACACAUCUCUGGCAGCAGUUAAAGGGACAAAGACUCUACUGAUAUCAGCAUAUCUCGAACAUCGCACAGACGAAAAGCAGGUUCGUGUCAUUGCAGUGGUGCUGCGGCGUGAGAACGUAGCCUAUCGCUGUCUCUUUCGUUGCCAGGAGAAGCAGCUUCUCUCUAAUGGUUCUGCCAGCAUCCACAGGGAUCACUUCGGUUUUGCCUAUGGGACAGCAGACAUCAUGUGCCCCCUCCCCUCAGGCUGUGAGACACCAUCUUCGAUUGCUGUGACCUCUGCUGCUGCCAAUACUACAGAUGAUCCCAACCAAGAGUUUUUAGAGGUGAAGAACCAGCAGGAGAAGACAGAAUCUUUUCCUUACAACUUCACCGUCUGCAUCUCCACCAUGUUUGAUUUUACCAACGUGCUCCAGUUGGUACAGAGUCUUGAGAUGCUGCAGUUACUGGGAGUGAACAGAGUGGUUGUCUAUAAAACCAGCUGCAGUCCUGAAACACAAAGAAUACUGGACUACUACACACACAAAGGUUUAGUGGAGGUGAUUCCUUGGUCUCUGUCCAGAUAUGUGAACGUGUCUCGUAGCUGGCUGCCUGAACAUGGUCCUGGUGAACUCCACUACUUUGGUCAGAUUCCUGCUCUCAAUGACUGCCUUUACAGAUACAUGUACCAGUCCAGAUAUGUGGCUCUACAUGAUAUAGAUGAGCUCAUACUGCCCCAGAAAGUCACCAGCUGGGUAGAGUUGUUGCCGCUGUUGGAGAAGAAAUAUGGUGCCAACAAGUGCUACAGGUUUGAGAAUCACGUGUUCCCCAUCAAUUUCACAUUGUCUCCUCCGGCCUCCCAAAGUCUGCCACCACAAGCAGACUGGAAGAAUGUUCCUGGUGUGAACAUCUUGGCUCACCUCUACAAAGAGCCAGUUUUUAUAGAGACUCGCAGUAACUUCAAGGUCAUUGUCAAUCCCCGAGUUGUGUUUUCCACAUCUGUUCAUGGGGUGCUGAAGUCACAGCAUGGCUGCACCUGGAUUGGCUGGAACAUAGCACGGAUGUACCACACAAGAUCUCCUAGACAAAUACACCUGACAAAAGAAAAGUUAAUUUAUGAUGGGAGACUGCUGAACUACAGCACCCACUUCACACCAGCUGUGAACAAAGUGCUGAGAGAGACUGGACUCCUACCAAGCACAGACUCGCUGUGAGAAACUUUCUGCUUGAACAAAUGUCAAGACUUUUCUGCCCAAUACCUCUUUCAAGCUUUAUCUCUGGAGUAUGACUUUAUUUUUGUGUCAAGAAAACAGAAAAAUACAUGAACGCUUCCAUGUAAGCACUGGACAAGAUGAUGGGCCAAAGACAAGCCAAUAAUAAUAAAAAAAAAUCAACAGUUCACAUACUGAGGAAGGCAAUAUUAUAUUUUUACUAGCCAUUGAAACCUCAGAUGAAGAAAAUAGUAAAUAAUAAAUUAAAGAAAUAAAAACAAUAUAAUAAUACAUAUAAUA